AUGCGGAACUCCUUUUCUCUCUGUCGCUUUCGCAACCAUUGGUACGAUCGGAAGCGCCACCUUUACUCCGCCUUUAGCUCCCAAAUUCAUGCUCCGUUUUCUUCGCCGGAACCCGAAUCCGAGCCGAAGAAAUUCGUUUCUUCAAAGUGGAAUGAAUUCAAUUUUUGCUCUAAUAAAUAUAAAUAUAAUGUCUGUCCUCAUCGAUUUAGUAAAGCUCAGGGAUUUAUCGCAUCUCCUGUUCAACUUCGGAACUUUGCUGCGGCUAAUUCUUUGUGUAGAGCUAUUCCAGUUUCCAAUUUCAUUGCACUCAAUGCUAGUUCCCGCCAGCUCUCCCUUGCUCGAGGAUUUUUCACUAGAGCUAAAAAGAUUAAGAAGAUUGAAGUGGUCGAUCAUGGCCAACGAGCAGUUACAACAGCAUUGUGGUGCAAUUUUCUUGUGUUUUCUCUCAAGUUUGGGGUCUGGUUAUCCACCUCGAGCCAUGUCAUUUUGGCUGAAGUUGUGCAUUCAGUUGCAGAUUUUGCAAAUCAGGCACUUCUUGCAUAUGGUUUAAGUAGUUCACGCCGUGCCCCAGAUGCUCUCCACCCAUAUGGUUAUUCUAAGGAAAGAUUUGUCUGGUCUUUGAUAUCUGCUGUUGGUAUAUUUUGUCUCGGAUCUGGGGCUACAAUUGUUCAUGGAGUUCAAAACUUGUGGACUUCUCAGCCCCCUGAGCAUAUUGAGUAUGCAGCUCUGGUGAUUGGUGGCUCUUUCAUUAUUGAAGGUGCUUCUCUUCUUGUUGCCAUCCAUGCUGUCAGAAAAGGUGCUGCUGCGGAAGGAAUGAAAGUGAGAGACUAUGUCUGGCGUGGUCAUGAUCCUACAUCCGUUGCAGUUAUGACAGAGGAUGGUGCUGCUGUUACAGGGCUUGCCAUUGCUGCUGCUUCAUUGGUGGCUGUAAAUACCACAGGAAAUGCAAUUUAUGAUCCAAUUGGUUCAAUUGUAGUGGGCAACCUAUUGGGAAUGGUCGCUAUAUUUCUGAUUCAGAGGAAUCGCCAUGCUUUGAUUGGGAGAGCAAUUGAUGACCAUGAUAUGGAAAAAGUUCUUCACUUUCUGAAAAAUGACCCAGUCGUUGAUUCAGUUUAUGAUUGCAAAAGUGAGGUGAUAGGACCAGGAUUUUUUAGAUUCAAAGCUGAAAUAGAUUUCAAUGGUGUGGUGCUAGUGCAAAACUAUCUAAACCGAACUGGACGUGAAGAGUGGGCUAAAGAGUUUCGAGAGGCUGCUAAGCUGGAGGACGAUUCUUCUUUACUCAAGAUCAUGUCAAACUAUGGUGAAGAAGUGGUCACAGCUCUGGGAAGUGAAGUAGAUCGGCUUGAAAAAGAAAUCCAAGAAAUAGUUCCCGGUAUUAGGCACGUGGAUAUUGAAGCACACAAUCCAAUCAGUCCAUCUCCCCCAUGA
Messenger RNA from Fraxinus pennsylvanica, 1428 nucleotides. NCBI's taxonomy places the organism in Eukaryota, Viridiplantae, Streptophyta, Magnoliopsida, Lamiales, Oleaceae. The record is from the annotation of a GenBank genome assembly.